This is a messenger RNA of Pleurotus ostreatus (oyster mushroom), 3948 nucleotides long. RefSeq lists its product as uncharacterized. NCBI's taxonomy places the organism in Eukaryota, Fungi, Basidiomycota, Agaricomycetes, Agaricales, Pleurotaceae. The record is from RefSeq and is a predicted model, not a curated record. Bases 1 to 3948 code for a protein of 1315 amino acids. The transcript is spliced from 17 exons.
AUGGCCCACGAGAAGAGAUUGUCAACCCAUCGCGUGACGGAUGAGGAUCUAUUCAACUAUGUAUUGCGUGUAGCCCUGCUCAGUCAUGUCAUGCAACCGAAACCGAUAGAAUCACCGUCGGUAGUGACUCGCGAACGCGACCGGGAUAGCAUUCAUUACUCGCGAAUAUCCGAUGCCAUUUCAAAUUUCUCCAUAGGCGACUUGUUUAAGGACGUACGGGAUGGACCCAAGACCGUCAAAUACCCAGAGAAGUUAUUGAAGGUACUCGAGCAGAAGUUGCAAGAUGUGGCAAUGGGUAAAGAUCCAACAUAUUCGGACCAACUAGUACGGAGGACAAUGGCCGCAUUCUGGAACCAAUUCAUGGCCGAUAGUUUCAAGCGAUCGCUGAAGGAGAGCCGAAAUCUAGAGGAACUCAUACUGAAGUAUGCUGCCCACGCGACAGGUGUGCUUAAGAAAGAACCCACACUCGCUGGCGAUGGUUGGAAGAUCGAGCUCAACAAUCAAAUAUCACAAUUUCUCAAACUUCUUCGGGAUUGCUUGCGCGGAAUGCACCUGGUUCCGGGCGAACUCCUCAUUCGCUUAGAUGUAUACGUUUCCAAGCUGGCCCCUCCCCAUCCCUCAAGCGAUUCGGGAUAUGAUUCUGCCUCCACGUCCCGCGAUCGGGACUCGGUGUUUUCUCCCACCGUUCCUGCUGCUCGCGUUGAUGAUAUGCCUCUCGUGAAGACUGUUGCUGCAUUGUUCAAGUUGCCUGAACAUGCAGUCCAAAAGGAGGUUGACCAACUGAAACCAAUCGUUACACAAAAGGCUGCACUCACUGACCUCAAAACAUGUUUAAAGAAUAUCAACGCCGGACUACCUUUUCCCGGUCAUCGGGAUGACUUCGGGAGCGAUGCUGCUUGGCAACACUGGAAAACAUUAGAAACAACCCAUCUACAGCAACUCGUCGUACAAAUGGUGCAAACCAAUCCAGAACUCGCGAAAUCUUCUUCCUCCGAUUCAACAUCCUAUACGUCACCUAAUGCUGCUCGACCAGGUUCCCUAUAUUCGAAUUAUGAUAUCCCCGUUGGUCGAAACCCUUCGAUUGGGAGCCGGUACUCCUUAUACGACGUUGCUGCUGAUGACGGCGAGGAUGAUGUGCCUUUAGGCCAUAAUUUCACGUUCAUUCCCCCUAACCCAAAGAAGUAUUAUCGCCGACUAGUAGAGUAUUGCUUAAUCUCCGAUUUAGAGGUGAUGAUGAGCCCCGAGGUCGACGACAAUGAUGAAGUUUCGCUUGGGAUACUCUCGGCAACUCACAUCGACCUCAUCAGCGAGUGCGCCUUGCGAUGGCGUAUAGGCCACACAUACCGUGCGGCUUGUUUCCUCGAUCUCGUGAAACAAUUUUACGAACGAAACGAUGUACCAUUGGAGUGUAUUCCUGAGGCAAUACAGGGUAUUGUCAAAGUCAUCAGCGAAAUCGACGUGGAAAGCUGGCCGAUCCAAGACGCCGAAUUCCUCACCAGCACUUACGGCGCUUUAUUCAAUAUAUUCCUCUCCUCGUUAUACCACGCCAUGGACGCUCUCCCAAACCUCAAACGUGCCGACGUAGAGCAAUAUCUUUCUAUCCUCGAACACGUACGCGAUAGUGGCCUCCUAGAGCGGUUUGACGUAGAUGUAGGCGCACGAAUCACCGACGUCGAGGAGCGGAUACGGCACGUAGCGGCGCACUUCUACGAAUCUAAGAUGCAGGAGUUCCAGUCUGCGCCUGGUGUGAACAGGGCCCUUCCUCUCUUGCUCAUGACGGAUGAAUUAGAGAAGACAGCAAAGGCACUUGACAAGCGAUUUCCAGAUCCAUUGCUUGGGCGCAUUGACAUUGUUUCACUGGUCCUAGAUGUUGGAAUCCCUCAUUUCGUUACGGACUUGCAGAACUCCCAAAGACGACUCUUUGAAUCUUCCAUGAACGGCCCAACUCCCGACGUCCCUAUUCAAGAUAUAUUUUCACUAUAUCGAAGGACGAAGCUACUAUUGGGAAUGUACCAAGCAUUUUGUCCGAAGGGAACAUUGGAAUUCAACUUCGCUUCGUUCUUCGAGCCCUAUGUCCGUCAAUGGUUAGCCAACACAGAUAAUACAACCGAGCAAUGGGUUCAAGCAGCAAUUGCUGCCGAUAAGUUCGAAGCUGAGGCCACAGAAGGCCACAGUUCUUCCAUUGUUGAUCUCUUCGAGUCACUUCGAAGUCCAAUUAGUUUCCUCCAAGACCUUGAAUGGUCCGAUGAGUACCAGGAAGCUAGAUUCUUUACCAGUUUGGCUAAGACCGUUUCAAGAGCUGUUGAGCAAUACUGUCGGAGCGUCGAGGAAUUGUUUAUGACGGAAAUGUUCCCUCGCCCGAAUGACUACAUCCAACCCCAGAAGUCAUCGGCUUGGCUCGAAAAGGCCAGACAAUUGGCCGUCACCGGUGAAAAGAAAGUGGAGCCCUUCAACUUCCGACCCGAGUCCUGUGUGAAACUCAACAACGUUGAAGCCGCCCGCAGACUGCUCGAUAACAUGUACAACCAGAUUCAGGUGGACAAGAUGGCGGAUACUUUGGAGAGACUGGCCCCGCCGGUCCCGGAGAAAGUUGAACACCCGAGAUUUUUGUUUGCCGUGAAGAUUGUAAUGGCAGAGGGUCUGGUACCGUUGGAGAGCAGCCCGUCAGCAAAGCUGGACACAUUUAUAACCCUCAGCGAUGAACAAGGCAACAGACUAGCAAAGACGAGAACGAUUUACGAAUCACUAAACCCUCGAUGGGACGAAACCUUCGAUCUAUCCGUCGAGAAACCGCUUUGGCUUAUGUUGAGCGUCCGAGAUCGUGCCUUGAUAGGUAAACAUGACACUGUCGGUCGUGAUUACUUGUGCUUGGAUCCACGACGAUUCGGUGAUUACCUUGUGCACGACCUCUGGCUAAAGCUAGAUACACAAGGCCGAGUUCUUGUUCGAAUAAGCAUGGAGGGCGAGAAGGACGACAUACAGUUUUAUUUCGGACGUGCCUUCCGGUCACUUAAACGUGCUGAAGGUGAUAUGGUCCGAAUAUUCAUUGACAAGAUGUCACCGUUCAUCCAACAAUGUGUUUCUCGUCCAGUCCUCAAGGGCUUGAUUAAGUCCGGUAGUCUCGGCUUGGAUUACAAUAAGGCUUUGGGCGGCGUAACAUCACUGUAUCGACAGGCGGUGGGCGCCUCAGCCAGUGAGGUGCAAAUACCAUUGCCCCAGGACGAGAAACCUCGGAUUCGCCCGGAAGAACUCACUGAUGUAGAGAUCGAACAAGCGAUAUUGCCGCUCUUUGACUAUUUUGACGCCAACCUCCAGACAUUGAAUACCUACCUUAGUGACACCACGAAGGAAAUGGUCAUGACGAGGGUUUGGAAGGAAGUCCUCAAUGUCAUCGAAGGAUUGCUCAUCCCUCCACUUUCGGACGCGACAAGUGACAUGAAGCCCCUCAGCGACAAGGAGGUAGACAUCGUCUUCAAGUGGCUGAAGUUUCUUCGGGAUUAUUUCCACGCGGGGGGUGAGGGUCCUGUGCCGUUGGAAGUCUUGCAGAACCAGAAGUAUCGCGACAUUGUGUCCAUCCGGCUAUACUAUGAUUGGCAUACGGAUGCUCUCAUGGAGGAAUGUGUUCGAAUGAUGCAACAAAGCCUACGGACGCUGCCUUCAAUGAAGAAACGAGCAAAGAGUGUGUACCAGCAACGAAAUCUAGGGACAAUCAAACAGCGCAAGAAGGUCAAGCAAGAAGAGAAAGAAGUAGGCAACGGCGAGACCAUCAUGAGAAUCCUACGCAUGAGAUCCGGAACGUCGGAUUUCAUUGCGCAACAACUCCAAAUCAUGGCAGCCAUGCAGGCAGAACAAGAGCAACGCGCUAAGGACCUGGAGCGCAGAAAAUUGCAGAGGCCUCUUUCUUCAAGACGAGAACAGCUACCGUCCGUCCCCCCCCUUCCUCAGUAA